AUGAGCUAUUACUGCGGCAACUACUAUGGCGGUCUGGGCUAUGGCCUUGGUGGCUUGGGCUGUGGCUGUGGCUCUGGUGGCUACGGAUACGUCUGCUACCGCCCAUGUUACUAUGGAAGAUAUUGCUCCUCUGGCUUUUACUAA
Eubalaena glacialis (North Atlantic right whale) is the source of this 144-nucleotide messenger RNA. Its product is annotated as keratin-associated protein 19-9b-like. The coding region runs from base 1 to 144 and encodes 47 amino acids. Lineage: Eukaryota; Metazoa; Chordata; Mammalia; Artiodactyla; Balaenidae. The record is from RefSeq and is a predicted model, not a curated record. The transcript has a single exon.